AUGAAUCCGUCGCGGAAUUCGCAGCGUCGGUCACCCGGCGGAGAGCCAGGACCACCUCCGGCCGUUCCUCCACGCUCCAUAUCACCCGCCGUCGGCGUCGGCACCAACCGCCCUGUCGCCCCUCGCUCCAUGGGGUCUUCGCGAUCCAUGCAACCGACAAGCGCGAGCGGAAGCGGAAGCAGGAAUGAUGGAACACGACGGGCCAACUCAGCGGGGAGUAGUACCUCGGUUCCGCUGUCCCAGAUCGAGAAGAGCGUCACACACCUCCUCGUUGCCACCAAACAACUCCUAGAGACACUCACACAAUGGUCGCGGGGGAACGCUACCGACACCCAGGUGUCCGAUGUCUAUGUCCGCCUCGGCUACGAGUUCAACAUGGCCUGCCGCGCCUUUACCGCCAUCAACGUCGACACAUCCGACCUUGGGAACGUCCCUGAACUGCUGAGGAAUAUUUUGGAGUCUACCCUAAGCCAGGAGGCGAGCGCGGAAAGUUUGGAAAAGUACCUGCCGAAAAUUCGCGAUAUAAUCAUCAAUUUACUGCACGGGCUCAAGAGGAAGCAAACUCGGCUGAGGCAAAGACAACAACGGGAGAGAGACGGCGGUCCUUCUGGCACUGGCUCUGGCGAUAGUGCUGAAGCCACUAGCCCCCCCGUUCCGCCCCGGACAACCAGUACGAGCACAAUGGGGAGUGUCGGCUCCGGCCUGACGACUUUGUUGAACGAGGGGCUGGAGGAGAACUACCGACCAGGUAGCCAGCGCGAUGACGGACGGAACAACGCGGCGCCCUCUCCUACCAAGCGCUUUCUACAGAGGGAGCAGUCCCGCGGCUCUGUCAAUUCGGACCAGUCGAGCCUUUCUAGCAACACGAUGCAGAACAUUCCCGUGCUUCCCCCUUACCCGGGCGACGAGACGAUCCCCUCAGGGCCUUCGGCAAGCGACUUGAGCAGCCUGGAUAACUUCCCGCCGCCGCCACCGCCGCCCAAGGCAUCCCAGCAGAGUGCGCUGGCGGCGUUGCAGAGAGGCGGCGAUUUGGAAAGACGAGCGUCGCGAAGGUACUCGGCUUACCAGAUAUCAAAACACCUAGGCGCCCAGGCAGGAUUUCCCUCGCUUCCGCCUCAGACUACCCCGAUACCGAACCGCGGGCGCGGUGAAAUGCGGGAGUCGAUGCGGGCAAUGCAGGCGAGGGAUACUGUUCGACACAAGCGGAACAUGUCCAGCCAGUCGCGGACCGCGACGCUCGAUUCUUCUCCUGUCCGAGUCCCCAGCCGGGUUUCGGAGGAGCCGGAUGACCUCCCAAUCCAAUCCCCCCCCGCAAGAGCCGAGUUGCCCGCCCCCCCCGAAGAGGAUAAGUUCCAGCCAAGUGCGACUCUGAACGGACCGCCGCCCGACGCCUUGGAGGCGGUAGAGACGGAGGAGGCUGAGGAGCAGGAGAAACCUACAACGCCAGCUCCGGCGCCGGCGCUCCCGAUAGCACGGGCCGUAACCCCUGACAAACCACCGAGCACCUUCACCGCAACUCCGCCGGCCACCAAAGACUUGACUCUUUUCCUGCAGUACAAAUCCAAGGUCAAGAAGUUUGUGCUUUCAGGGGGAUACGAGGAACUGUCGAUUGGGCGGUUGCAGCUCGCCUUUAUCGAGAAGUUCUCGUGGAACACGCAGCAAAACGGCGCCGACCUGCCGGACAUCUACAUCCAGGAUCCCGUGUCUGGGGUCCGUCAUGAGCUAGAGGACCUCUCCGACAUCAAGGACCGCACCGUUCUAGUGCUUAACGUGGAACAACUGGACGAGGUGAAAAGACAUAUCGACGACGGCCUCGGCUCGAUCAAGAAGAUGAUGGUGGAGAUGAAGCAGAACGUCGACGACCAAGGAGCCGCCCUGCAGAGCGUGUCGGAACGGCAGCAGGAAACGGCCAAGGAUCUAGCCCGGCUGGCCGCUGCCCCGCCCACUAUCGCUGCAGUGCCGCCCGUGGAAUCCCCCAAGCAAGCAGUGGGACCCGCACAGGCAUCGCGCAAACUCAGCCCCGGGCAGCUCUCGGAGAUCCAGAGCCUCCGCCGCGACCUGGCCGUCCUCCGACAGACCUACUCCAACUUCCAGACCGAGGUCCAAGGCUCCAUGUCUGCCCUCCGGGCCAAGGCCGCCAACGUCAAGGUGGCGGCGACCAAAAUCGCGGUCCCGGACGUGGAGGGCAACGCGGGCCACUCGUACGUGGUCACGGGGCGCAAGCAGCUCAACCAGGACAGCGACCGGCUCGUCAACCGGGUAGACGACCUGCAAGACCUGGUCGAGGACCUCCGCAAGGACGUGGUCCACCGCGGCGUGCGCCCGCUCCCGCGCCAGCUCGAGGCCGUCACCCGCGACAUCGCCCUCCUCACCAAAGAACUCAGCAAGAUGGAGGAGUCCAUGAAACAGGAAAAACCCAUCUGGACCAAGAUCUGGGAAAAAGAACUCGAAGACGUCUGCCAGGGCCGCGACGAGCUGCGCCUAGUCGAAGACCUGAUCGUCGACCUGCGCGACGACCUCGAAAAGGCCUCCGAAACCUUCGCCCUCGUCGAACAAGCCACCAAGGAACAAAUGAAAGACGCCGGCGGCGCCACCGCCCCGGGCGGCGUCAUCGUCGCACGGCAGUUCAGCAAGGGCCUGACCUCGAUCCGCGAGAACGCCGCGGCGGUCGACCCGUCGGCCGCGAAAGAGGGCGUGCUCGGCGAGGUGCGCGCGCUGCAGCCCAACCACGAGAACCGGCUCGAGGCCAUCGAGCGCGCCGAGAAGCUGCGCCAGAAGGAGCUCGCCCGCCGCCGCGAGAACCCGUUGACCAAGGAGCUGGCGACGUUUGUCGAGGAGGGCAAGCUGAAAAAGUCCGGGGGGUUCGAGGAGGUGGAGAGGGCGAGGAAGGCGAAGGAUGAUCGCAUUCGCAGGGAGGUGUGGGAGAGGCAGAAUGGGAUUGUGGCUAUGCCGGAGGAGGGGGAGGAAGACGGUGAGGAGGAGGGGGUUGUGGAGGGUGCUGAAGAGGAGGGGGGUGAGGAGGAUGGGGAGGCGUUGGUGAAUGGCACGGCGGGGGCGGCUGGUGGGGGGGAUUGA
Messenger RNA from Chaetomium fimeti, 3075 nucleotides. Its product is annotated as actin interacting protein 3-domain-containing protein. Lineage: Eukaryota; Fungi; Ascomycota; Sordariomycetes; Sordariales; Chaetomiaceae. The coding region runs from base 1 to 3075 and encodes 1024 amino acids. The transcript has 2 exons. Gene Ontology annotation, cellular component: cell tip; cytoplasm. Gene Ontology annotation, molecular function: cytoskeletal regulatory protein binding. Gene Ontology annotation, biological process: establishment of cell polarity. The record is from RefSeq and is a predicted model, not a curated record.